AUGGAUAUCCACCGCUGCCGGUUUGUGCCCUACAAGCCCUCGGCCGUCAAUGCGGUAGCCUUCUCGCACCCCAAGACCAAGUCCGCAAAGCAAGGCUCUGUGGCGCGGCUGGCCGUUGGGCGAGCAAACGGCGAUAUUGAGAUAUGGAACCCUUCAAGCGGUGCAUGGCACCAAGAGCUUGUCAUUCGUGGCGGCCGGGAUCGCAGCAUUGAUGGCCUUGUCUGGGUCAACGAGCCGGAUCAGGACCUUGGCGAUGGCAAGAUUGCCGUGGGCAAGUCGCGCCUCUUCAGCAUUGGAUACACGUCCACGGUGACCGAGUGGGAUCUCGAAAAAGGAAAACCCAAGCGACAUGCGAGCGGGCAGCACGGCGACAUUUGGUGCCUCGCCGUCCAGCCUCCAGCCCUGAGCGGUGCCUCGGAUGAUCUUCACUCCAACAAGCUGAUUGCUGGAACGAUUGAUGGCGAGCUGGCCAUGUACUCGAUCGAGGAUGAUGACCUCCGCUUCCAACGAGUUGUUGUUCGAUCCCCCGCGAAGAAGGCGCAGAUGGUCAGCAUCACGUUCCAGUCACGCAAGAUUGCUGUUGUGGGCUGCUCGGAUAGCACCAUUCGAAUCUACGAUGUUACAAAGGGACACAUGCUCCGCCAUAUGACGCUGGGCGCGGAUCUGGCUGGAGGCGCGAAAGAUAUCAUUGUGUGGUCGGUCAAGUGCCUGCCCAACGGUAAUAUUGUGUCGGCCGACUCAACAGGCCAAGUCUGCAUCUGGGAUGGCAGGACCUACACUCAAUCUCAGAGACUGCAGAGCCACAAACAGGAUGUCCUCAGUCUCGCGAUUAGCGCUGAUGGAUCGGCAAUUAUCAGCGGUGGAAUGGACCGCCGUACCGUUCUCUACAAGCAGAAUGCUGGACCAGGCAACCGCUGGUCCAAGGUUUGGGGACGAAGAUAUCACGACCACGAUGUCAAGACCAUAGCAUCAUUUGAGAAUGGCCGCACAAGCGUCGUGGUAACUGGAGGACCCGAUUCAAACCUCAUGUUGGUUCCUCUGAGAGAAAUGGGCCGCGAAAACCACCGAACGAUUAGCAAUCUUCCACAGCAGCCGCCCAUCUUGAGCGCACAAAAGGCCAGAUUUAUUACUAGCUGGUGGGAUAGAGAAGUUCACAUCUGGGCUCUGCGGAAACCCGCUACAGAAAUAUUCAACCAGACUGGAGAGGAAGAAGAAGACGACGUUGACAUCAACAAGAAUCGCAAACUCCUCAAGACAAUUGUAGUCAAGGGCGAUUCCAAUAUCAGCUCUGCUACAAUAAACCCAGAGGGAACCCUACUCAUUGUAUCUACAUCAAUAGACAUCAAAGCCUUCCGGCUGGAGCACCAGGACCCUGUCAAACCCUCCGACGUCAAGCUAUCCGCCAUUGAGCUCCCAGAGAAGCUGAAAAUCGCUGGAGCCACACAGGUGCAGCUAUCACCUGAUGGCAAAUGGCUGUGCGCUCUCAAAGAGGGCUCUCGUGUUAUCAUGGCUAGUCUCGAAGAGACUGACGGGCCUCUGCAAUUUACCACCGCCUUGCAGCGACUUCCCCGCCUCCGGCGCCAUAUUCCACGAUACGUCAAGAAUGGAGGAUUGGGAAGCUACGAAAGGAAUAUUACUCACAUCUCAUUCACCGCUGACUCAAAGAUGGUUGCGGUAGCCGAUAUUGCUGGUUACAUCGACACCUGGGUAUUACGUGGCCCGGACGAGAAUCUGCAGGACAAGAUCGAAGCGGAUGGGGAAAAUGACGCGGCACCAUCAUCUGAGAGCGAAAGCGACAGCGAUAGUGACCAGUCGGAUGACGAAGAGAGCCCAGCUAGCAGCGUCAAAGCCCGUUGGAUUCGCAAUCCAAGCGCAAACCAGCUGCCCAAGCUCCCAUCGGCCCCCGUCGUUCUGUCAUUCUCGGGAUUUGUACCCAGUGACGAGACGAGCGGAGUGGAUGCUGUCAAAGACUACACCCUCGCGGUGGUUACAGCCUCGUGGAACGUGUUGACUUUCCAUCCUCUGCAAGGCCUGCUCACACCAUGGUCACGCAGACACCCCCGGAAAGCCCUUCCAGCGGCCGUCCAAGACCUCCUCGACUUGGCUAAAGGUGCCAUGUGGCAGGGAUCCCGCCUUUGGAUCUACGGUAUUUCGUUUCUGCUGAUGCUUGACAUUGCUCAGGACUUGCCGAAACCUGUCUCGGAGAGUGAUGCUGUCGUCAGCCAAGGAGCUCAGCCCGGCAUGAAGCGCAAGCGAACCGGCCACGCCAGCGGUGCUGGAGGCAAGAUGACCCAUGAAAACCUCGCACCACACCGUAUCGGCAAAUAUGUAGACGGACAGUGGGUGAAUAUCGACGUGGAUACUGCUUCUCCCCACGAAGAUGGCAGUGACAGUGACGACGACAUGCCUGACGCUCCCGAGGGCGACUUGGCGCAACUUCGCAAUCCCAGCGGUAACAGCAACAGCGCAGGGGAUAUUGAAACCGAGACUGACCGCAAGAGCUGGUGGAUAACCUACAAGUACCGCCCCGUCCUUGGUAUCGUAUCCCUCAACGCGGCGGACCAGCCUUUGGAGGUCGCACUAGUGGAGAGACCAACAUGGGAUGUGGAGAAGCCCGAGAGAUAUUAUGCUGGAGAGGAAUGGGAGAGGUGA
Molecule: messenger RNA, 2652 nt
Organism: Trichoderma atroviride IMI 206040
Lineage: Eukaryota; Fungi; Ascomycota; Sordariomycetes; Hypocreales; Hypocreaceae
Biological process (GO): maturation of SSU-rRNA from tricistronic rRNA transcript (SSU-rRNA, 5.8S rRNA, LSU-rRNA)
Cellular component (GO): t-UTP complex; 90S preribosome; small-subunit processome
Molecular function (GO): RNA binding; protein binding
Source: RefSeq, a predicted model, not a curated record